This is a messenger RNA of Mangifera indica (mango), 1851 nucleotides long. RefSeq names its product QWRF motif-containing protein 3-like. Gene Ontology annotation, biological process: centrosome cycle; spindle assembly. Gene Ontology annotation, cellular component: cytoplasm; centrosome; nuclear microtubule. Bases 1 to 1722 code for a protein of 573 amino acids. Gene Ontology annotation, molecular function: microtubule binding. The record is from RefSeq and is a predicted model, not a curated record. NCBI's taxonomy places the organism in Eukaryota, Viridiplantae, Streptophyta, Magnoliopsida, Sapindales, Anacardiaceae. The transcript has 7 exons.
AUGAAAGGUGAUAAUGAAACACUACUUACCGAUCGAUCCCACAAGCCAAGAAAGCCAAAAUCAUGGGAAGUGAGCUCGAGAUUUCUCUCUCCAAGCUCAACACUAUCGCGUGAUAUGGGGAUGCCAUCUCCAAACCAAGCUCUCUCACCGGUAAAACCAUCAACGCCACCUGAUAAUCGAAAGCAUCGAAGCCUUGAUCAGGACGGGGGUUUCAUUCGAGGCCUUUGGCCUUCUUCCACUACUACUUCUCAGUCAUCAUCCAACAAAAAUUUUAGCACCCUUGCUGAUCAUCUUGGAAAUGAGAGAUUAAGAGACUAUCUUGACCGCAAAACAAAUGAGAAAGCCAAGUAUACUCACGUUUUCUCGCUUGGUAGACAAAGAAGUUGCAGUGAGUUCAGUAGAUUUGAUAAUGGGAAAGAGAAAGAGAAAGGGAAAGGAGGUGCUAAAGAGAAUCAUAAACCACUCCUUGGAGGGUCCAUGAGGUACACAGGAAAAUUAAAGUUUCCAGGAAAAUCUUCCUCCUCAUCUUCUUCAACCAAUUCUUUGUCAAAUAAUUCAGGGAUCGUUCCUGGAAGAAUGUCUGUUGAUGAAAAUACUCUGUAUAGAAAAUCACAUAGACGAAGAUCAGAUCCCUUUAUGGACAAUCUUGAGUCACUAUCAAAGUGUAGUGACACAUGUUCAGCCACAGAUAUUAGCUCUCCAGGGAUGGGCAAAGGUUCCUCUGACUCGAGAAAAUCUGGUAUUGAUGUACCUAAUAGACCCAGAAGAUUGAACUCAGAUUCGAAUAUACAGAUGCCUGUAUCAUUCGACAGUUCUCCAAGGUUGAAGAAAUUUACACUAAAAAAUGCAAUCAAGAGGGCUAAUUCGUUAACUGGGUAUGGAAGUGCAACGUCACAAUGGGCCUUGUCGCCAGGACGUUCAGGUUCACCUCCUAUGUCUGUAGAGAGUAAGCAGAGGCCAAUGUCAUUCUCUAGUUUGAAGCCUCCAAGUAGUUCUUCAAAGGCCACAGGUAUGGAGAAAUUGCUGAAUAUGGGGCUAGACUUGUUUAAGAGCAAGAAAACUUCGUCAUCACCACUGGGGUAUGAAGACGUGGAGACUGUACAUCAACUGAGAAUGCUUCAAAAUCGGUUGACGCAGUGGCGGUAUGCCAACGCUAGAGCUGAUGCAGUCAAAGAAAAGAUGACUAAUCAAGUGAAGAACAAUUUGUUGUGUGCUUGGGAUGGUGUUGCAAAGUUGGAGCAUUCAGUGCUGCAGAAGAAGUUAAGGCUUCAAAAGGAAAAGCUUAAAAUGAAGCUAGACUUUAUCCUCAUGUCUCAAAUUAAACCAUUGGAAUCCUGGGGCGAUAUGGAAAGACAACACUUAUCAGCAGUUUCCAUGAUGAAAGAAUGCCUGCAUUCGGUUGUUUGCAAAAUCCCUCUAACUGAAGGAGCCAAGGUGGAUCCCCAAUCUGCUUCCACCGCGAUUCGACAUGCAUUAGAUCUUGCAGCUUCCAUCAAGUCAAUAUUAGCUAACUUUCCACCAUCAGCGGGGAAGACCAUUUCAUUACUCUCAGAAUUGGCUGACACAGUUGCACAAGAGAGGUUGCUCAUGGAGGAAUGCAUUGAGCUUUCUAGGAGCAUAGCUCUGCUAGAGAUGGAAGAGAGGAGUGUGAAAUGUUGUAUUAUUCAAUUGAAAUCAUGUCAACAUCUACAGCAGCAUCAAGAAGAAGAGACCCCUUUAUAGCUUCUGGUGAUGGAUUUACAAAACUACUGAUAGCAAAAUUCGCAGGAGCACGAAAUCACUCAAGUAAUAAAGUAGUGAGUUAAACAACGUUCUCACAAGGAUUGUUUACUAAAUAUCAAGAUUGUUUUA